This is a messenger RNA of Contarinia nasturtii (swede midge), 1894 nucleotides long. RefSeq names its product post-GPI attachment to proteins factor 2-like. Gene Ontology annotation, cellular component: endoplasmic reticulum membrane; Golgi membrane. NCBI's taxonomy places the organism in Eukaryota, Metazoa, Arthropoda, Insecta, Diptera, Cecidomyiidae. Bases 693 to 1577 code for a protein of 294 amino acids. Gene Ontology annotation, biological process: GPI anchor biosynthetic process. The transcript has 5 exons. The record is from RefSeq and is a predicted model, not a curated record.
CGUCAUAUGUGCGGAUACAUUGUUCGCUCUCAUUCUAUGGAGCGAGAGAUAGAGCGCUUGCGUACCACAUAACGAAAAUUUCUUUUUUUUUAUUCGAAACGAGUAAAAAUGCAUUGCUGUGCGCGAAAAGUCACUAAAUAGUUGCGGUAAAUGGAAAGAGCAGCAGCAGCAGCAAUAAAAUAAAAGAAAUACCUUAAACAUUGUACUGUUAUAUGUCGAUUUCACACGGACUCAUAUGGAUUAGCGCCAAUUCGCGUACAGUUGUAACUAUGAUUUGCCCCAUUCAACAUUGAUGAACGAGAGACGAGAAAAAAACAAGGAACGGUCGAAUGUGUGAAAUUACGAAGCAUAUUAAAAGUGUUAAACCAGUGAAACGAAUUCCCAAAACAAUUCAGACACACCACGUUUCGGGUGCUGAAAAUCAAUUGGUGUUAUUGCAUGUAUACACAACGAAAUCGUUGAAUAUUUGACGCAAGAGAACCUGAGAUUUUUUCCGUCGUAGGACGACGGUGCGUAUAGUUUUCACAAAUUUGGCACACUUUCAUUAGACUACAAUUUUCAAGGGAAUCAAAUAAAAAAGAAGUGAUUUUUCUUUCACAUUUGCAAUAAAUUUGCAAAGUACCACGUAAUAGGCAGCAUACACACAUCGCCAGUUUUGUUUCAUCAAACCCCGUUGAUUUUGCCCCAGUGUGAUGACUAUCGAUAAAAAUGAGCCCGAUGAAAUUCCUGCCAAUCAAAAAGAUGAAUCGCCUAAUAGCAAGGAAAUCACAGAAAAGAUUACCGUGCAUUUUAUGCUGGGAUUUCGCGAAAUAUGCAUGGUAACAGCCGCACUGCCAAUGGUAACGCUAUUUAUUUGCUUCGUGAGUGCCGUUGUCUUCCAAUUUGAUGAUGUACAUGAAACACAUUGCCGGGUUUUCAAUUUUAUACCAUCGAUAAGCGCCAUAACGGGCAUCAGUCCAAAUAUCUAUUUUUGGCGAAUAAGCAUUGCGUUGCAUGUAGGGCCGCGAUUUAUAAUUGCAAUUUGUUACAAAAGCUAUUAUGAACAUAUGUUGUGCCAUGUCAAGAAUCCAAUAGUCCACAGCAAAGGUACACUUUAUAUGAAACUUGCGUUUUGGUUGCACAUCGUUGAAAUCACUUCACUGUGCGGUGUCACGUACAUUUCAAACCGAGAGAAUUACACCCUGCAUGAACAAGUGUUCAUUGUGUUCAUGGUGUGCUCGCUGUGUCACAUGCUGAUCGUAAUAAAAUUGUGUCAAUUAUUGAAAAACGAAAUCGACGUACAGCGAUUGCCUCAUUUGAUUCUCAUCGAUGAGGAGAAAUCCAUUAAAUUCAAAAAGAUCCUGUUCAACAUAUCGAUCGUUUGUACCGUCGGGUUGGCCGUAUUUUUCUUCAAGCAUCGAGUUUACUGCCACGAUUUAGCGUUCAGUGCGUUUGCAUUUUGUGAAUAUAUUAUUGCUGUGUGCAAUUUAGCAUUUCAUUGCACAACCAUGUUGGAUUUUCCAUCUGAGUAUUUGAUGAUCGCACGUCGUACUACAAAACUUAAACUAAAACACCCAACCGGAUGGAAAUUGGACUAGAUAUGCAGUGAAAUCGACAGGAUGUGACUCAAUAUGAAUGGAUUAUGGUAUCCGUUACUAUGAUGACAUGUUCUAAUUCGCGAAUUUGGACAAAAUGACGUAAUUUAUUAUGUUUUAUAUUUCGUAUACGUUUAUUCCACUAUACCACUUGCCCUGUGGCCAAUAGUUUUUAUUGCACGAAACAAAACCGAGUUUAUGCCAAACGGCACUUUUCGGUUCUGUAUUUUUAUUAAAUUAUUAUUUGAAAUCUUUGAUGAAUGUUUUAUGAACAGAAAUCAUUUUUUUCAUGGAAAAAGCUCUUGCUACGUGGAAAAUUG